GCGUAUCUUGCCCAACUUGCAUGUUCUACCACCUACUACUAAAUGCUCCCAUAGGUCCAUUAGAACAUCCCAGCGUUGUCGCCUUUUGUUCUCUUGUGCAGCCCACAUUCUUCCCCACAUCUGCCUAGGCACCCGGGUUUCGCGUCUCUGCUAUCUCAACGGAGAAUUAGACAUCCCCAACUUAGACGUUCUCCCUCUGGUAUUUCGGGGAUCUCCCUGUUGCCAUUUCGUUGCUCAUCGUAUUCAAUGGCCAACGAAAAUGCCUACCCCUCCUUGCAGGAUGCUAAUCAAUUUUCCGGUCGUCGUCCGGGUCUUCGUCAUCCGCGUCCAGUUCGUUAUGCCUCGACACCUUCAUAUGAGAGUCCACGAAGGCAUUAUCGCCGAAACCCAAUAGCUAGACGCUCAGUCAAGGAAACUCUGAAUGCUCGAUCUGAAUAUACCACCAGCCAGGAUGAUGGUACCGCUGAACACAGAAUCAACCAAUAUGUGAUCAAACAAGAGAUUGGCAGGGGCUCUUUCGGAGCCGUGCAUCUUGCUACGGAUCAGUUUGGGAAUGAAUACGCUGUCAAGGAAUUCUCCAAGGCACGGCUAAGAAAACGCGCCCAAUCCCACCUGUUACGGAGACCUCGAGGUCCCAAGCGCCCGUCUGAUGGCUUCAAUUCCCCACUUCAUCGUCGUUCACUGGACGAUCCAGAUGAAAAGAGAAAUGCUCUUUACCUCAUUAAAGAAGAGAUAGCAAUCAUGAAGAAACUGCAUCAUCACAACCUAGUUUCUCUGAUUGAGGUCUUAGACGACCCGACGGAGGAUUCUCUAUACAUGGUUAUGGAGAUGUGUAAGAAAGGGGUGGUUAUGAAAGUUGGGCUUGAGGAAAGAGCCGACCCAUAUGAUGACGAACUCUGUCGCUGUUGGUUCCGCGACCUGGUCCUGGGAAUAGAAUAUCUGCACGCUCAGGGCAUUGUACAUCGCGAUAUAAAACCAGAUAAUUGCCUAAUAACGAGCGAUGACGUUCUCAAGGUAGUGGACUUCGGGGUAUCCGAGAUGUUCGAGAAAGAUUCCGAUAUGUUCACGGCCAAAUCGGCUGGCUCACCUGCUUUCCUCCCACCAGAGCUAUGUGUUGUCAAACACGGGGAUGUCUCGGGGAAAGCGGCCGACAUAUGGUCUAUGGGUGUUACGUUGUACUGUUUGCGGUACGGCAGAUUGCCCUUCGAGAAGCAGAGCAUCUUCGAGCUGUACGAGGCCAUUAAGACUGACCCAGUGGCAUGUGAGGGAGAAACCGAUGAAAACUUCAAGGACCUAAUGUCACGGAUUUUAGAGAAAGAUCCGACCAAAAGGAUCCAAAUGAGUGAAUUGCGAGAACACCCCUGGGUUACAAGGAAUGGAACGGACCCAUUAUUGCCGGAGAGCGAAAAUACUGCUGAAAUAAUUGGACUUCCUACUGAAGAGGAAAUGAAUUCAGCUAUCACAAAGACUAUUGGCCAUGUCCUAGCUGUGAUGAAAGCCGUGAAGAACUUCAAGAGGCUAAUUGACCCUGCCAAGGCAGACCCACCUAUGCAGAGUAUUCUUGGACAAGAGUAUGAGACGCACUUUGUCCAACCACCCCUUGAAAUGGAACCCGAAGAAAGUUUCGCAGCUGGGACUGUUUCAAAUUCCAACAAGAGCCAGAGCCUAAACACAUAUAAUAGAAAUGCAUGGCAACGUGAUGACGUUCUCAAAGGGUAUCAUCUGCAUUGUGAAGAACCACGCUUACAACAGCUCCUAGACAGCACAGACACCAGUAUCUCUGGAAAACAAGACCCUGUGUUGUACGAAAGCAGUAACCAGACUGCAAGCGUCAGGCUCGAGGGAAACGACUCAGGCCACAUACCUAGCAGCACAAUACCAGGAGCAUCUUUCGAUGACUCGCAGACCCUAACCACACCUAGAUCUUCAUCCCCUCAAGUUCCACUGUCGCGGGCAAGUUCGGUCCUUACCAAGCGCAGCAUCGAGGGAACACGAGGACAUGCCCGAGAUCCUUUGGAAGAAGAGUUUCCGUUCUUGUUCAUUGGUCCUUCUACUUAUACCGGCUCGCCGCCUACGGAUACUGGCGACUCCGAGAUGGACUACAUUUUUGACGAACCGGAUAGUAUGCUAUCUGCAGAACCUUCUGAAAUCGACCCGUGCCCUGUUGUGAGCGAGUCACCGGGUGCAGCAGAGUUUGAUAUCUAUGAAACCGCAUAUCGGCAGGAAAUUGAGCGUAUCGGGAUCCGCAGUCUUCCUCGUCAGGGUACUACGCCGAAGGUGUACCUCACUCGACGCGUGGAAGGGAAAGACGAAGUAAUGAAAUUAGUAGAAGAAAAAAUCCCUGGCACAGUCCCUGACUUUGGCAAAAGACUCGCCAAGCCAUCGGGUCCAAGUCUGAGUUCCGCCGUGAGUGCAAUAAGGGCUCAGCUAGAGCUGCAAAGGCAACAGAAAAGCCGAGACAUGGAGGAUAGAACUCAACAUCAAGAAUAGCUUCUGUUCAUUCAACUGUCUGCCUCACUAACUACAUCCAUAGCCUUUUUGCAUAUCGAUACUCUCAACAGACUUCGAGGCACCAAUUCUGGAGCAAGCUACAGCCGUGGACAGAUGUUUCACUAGUCCCCGGAAGGAUCGCCGAAAUUGAACUGUUCUCAAGGCUUUUCCUUGAGGGUACUUCAGAAAUAGGAGGAAGAAUCUCCACCCGAACUUUGUUUGUGAAGUUUACUCCCUUCUGAUAUUUGCAUACUGACAGCUAUGUAAUGACAAGCAUCUUCUGCUGUCCAAGAACGUAUGGCUAUGCUAUACAAUAUAGCUUAUAUAUAUACUUUAGAAGAGCAACAGCGCUUGUGCAUAUCAUGAUGUUGCACAACUUACGUACCAUCCGUA
Molecule: messenger RNA, 2883 nt
Organism: Aspergillus caelatus
Lineage: Eukaryota; Fungi; Ascomycota; Eurotiomycetes; Eurotiales; Aspergillaceae
Product: putative calcium/calmodulin dependent protein kinase
Exons: 6
Coding region: 247-2490 (747 amino acids)
Biological process (GO): protein phosphorylation; intracellular signal transduction
Cellular component (GO): cytoplasm
Molecular function (GO): protein serine/threonine kinase activity; ATP binding
Source: RefSeq, a predicted model, not a curated record